AUGGACACCAUCGACGAGGAAUAUGACCGGCUUGUUGAACACCUUCACGACUGCGCGAAGAAGGCUGAGAGUUUUAGAACCACCAAGAAACGCCUGUCUCUUAAAACUCUUGAGCUGAUGCGGCAGCGUGGAGCAGCACAAGCCGCAGGAAACCAAGCUCGACGUCCGAGCUCGCAAGGCUUUGCAGAGAGGCGAGGUUUUCCCGUCCGAAAUACGACACGUUAUCAUGUUGGUAAGAAAUCGUACGCCGUCCGGUCCCGACAGAAUAAGGCCAGAACACCUGAAGAACCUUCCGCCAGUACUCAUCAACACCCUGGCGAGGCUCUUUACACGUUACCUGUCGAGAUGCAAGAUUCCUAA
This is a messenger RNA of Necator americanus (New World hookworm), 360 nucleotides long. RefSeq lists its product as uncharacterized. NCBI's taxonomy places the organism in Eukaryota, Metazoa, Nematoda, Chromadorea, Rhabditida, Ancylostomatidae. The record is from RefSeq and is a predicted model, not a curated record. The transcript is spliced from 2 exons. Bases 1 to 360 code for a protein of 119 amino acids.